This is a messenger RNA of Dendrobium catenatum, 1234 nucleotides long. Its product is annotated as phosphatidylinositol 4-phosphate 5-kinase 3-like. The record is from RefSeq and is a predicted model, not a curated record. The transcript is spliced from 3 exons. Lineage: Eukaryota; Viridiplantae; Streptophyta; Magnoliopsida; Asparagales; Orchidaceae. The coding region runs from base 1 to 1119 and encodes 372 amino acids.
AUGCACUCCGCCGAGCCGAUACUAUGUGGUUACUACUGCAAACUUUCUUGCUCCGAUCAGAGAGCUAGCGCGCGCAGAGAAGAAAUUGAAAUGCGGAAUCUCUCCUCAUUCCUUCGAUCCUCUGCUCACAGCCUCUCCUCCCUUAACGAAGUCUUAUCGGCCAACUACCAUGUCUUGCCCCUCAUAUUCCUCACCGUCCUCAUAUUCCUAUACCUCUACUUCUGCGAUGAGCCCCUCUCGAUCCGAAACCUCUGUCUCGCCUUCGUAGCUGCAUUCAUCGCCGUCAAAAAGUUCCGCCUUUUCCUCCCCCGGCGCCGGAGAGAUUCCGUUCAAUGGUUCAUCGGAGACGUGGAGAGCCCGAUUCCUGCUUCUGGAGGAAGGAUUAAUGAUAAACAAGGUGUAGAAUUGUACCCCAAUGGGGACUCCUACGAGGGAGAAUUCCAUUUAGGAAAGUGCAAUGGGAGCGGGGUCUAUGAUUUCUUCAAGCAGGGGAGAUACGAGGGCGAUUGGGUCGAUGGCAAGCACGACGGCUACGGGAUCGAGCGGUGGGCGCAGGGCAUUCGAUACCAAGGCCAUUAUCGCCGUGGCCUCCAGAACGGCUUUGGCGUUUGUCAGUUCUACAAAGGCGGAAACUAUGCCGGCGAGUGGGUCGCCGGGAAGAUCCACGGCCGAGGAGUGCAGAGCUGCUCUGAUGGUAGCUACUACGUGGGAGAAUUCAAGUUUGGCGUGAAGCACGGCUUAGGAUUCUAUCAGUUCAGAAAUGGCGAUAGAUAUGCGGGUGAAUACUUCAACGGAAUGAUGAAUGGAUUUGGAAUUUAUCACUUUGCAAAUGGUCAUUGCUAUGAAGGCUCAUGGCAUGAAGGAACACAGCAAGGUUUCGGAACUUACACCUUCGCAAACGGAAAAACUACAUCAGGAGAAUGGGACUGCGGGACUCUCAAGAAGCCCCUCUCUCCUUCGCACCCUCAUGUUCACCGAUCUGUACAGUGUGGAAGGAAAGCAGCAGAGAGCGCAAUUCUUCUGCCUCGUGUGGAAGAGCAAGUGAAUAAAGCAGUUGCUGCUGCAAAUAGAGCUGCCACCGCUGCUAGAGUUGCAGCCAUUAAAGCUGCGCGAUACUGAUCAUUUGUGUGGUGAAGAACAAAACAAAACCUGGACUUCGAUCUUGAUUGUGCAGUUUAAUUAGCUCUUAUGUCUUGAAGGUAUUAAUGUGUUAGUUUGUUACCAGUAGGGUGUU